Eucalyptus grandis is the source of this 1291-nucleotide messenger RNA. Its product is annotated as probable aquaporin PIP1-2. Bases 95 to 958 code for a protein of 287 amino acids. Lineage: Eukaryota; Viridiplantae; Streptophyta; Magnoliopsida; Myrtales; Myrtaceae. Gene Ontology annotation, cellular component: plasmodesma; plasma membrane; vacuole. The record is from RefSeq and is a predicted model, not a curated record. Gene Ontology annotation, molecular function: water channel activity. The transcript has 4 exons. Gene Ontology annotation, biological process: response to water deprivation; transmembrane transport.
CAGUUUCAUCGCCAUACUCGUUUUCAGCAGCGAGCUCCAGCUUGUGAGGUUUAGAGAGGGAGAGAGAGAAGGAGGGAAGAAGAAGAAGAAGAAGAUGGAGGGAAGAGAAGAGGACGUGAGAGUGGGAGCCAACAAGUUCUCGGAGAGGCAGCCGAUCGGGACGGCGGCGCAGACCCAGGACGGGAAGGACUACCGGGAGCCGCCGCCCGCACCGCUGUUCGAGCCCAGCGAGCUCACUUCCUGGUCGUUCUACAGGGCCGGGAUCGCCGAGUUCGUGGCCACGUUCCUGUUCCUGUACAUCACGGUGCUGACGGUGAUGGGGGUGAGCCGGUCGCCGACCAAGUGCGCCUCGGUCGGGAUUCAAGGGAUCGCGUGGGCGUUCGGCGGCAUGAUCUUCGCCCUCGUCUACUGCACCGCCGGCAUUUCGGGAGGCCACAUAAACCCGGCGGUGACCUUCGGGCUGUUCCUGGCGAGGAAGCUGUCGUUGACGAGAGCCGUCUUCUACAUGGUGAUGCAGUGUCUUGGAGCUAUUUGCGGUGCUGGGGUGGUCAAAGCGUUCGGAAAGAGCCAGUACGAGCUGCAUAAUGGCGGCGCCAACAUGGUCAGUGCCGGCUACUCCAAGGGCGACGGCCUUGGCGCCGAGAUCGUCGGUACCUUCGUCCUCGUCUACACCGUCUUCUCUGCUACCGACGCCAAGCGAAGUGCCCGAGACUCCCACGUUCCUAUUUUGGCACCCCUGCCUAUUGGGUUCGCGGUGUUCUUAGUGCACCUGGCCACCAUCCCCAUAACAGGAACUGGCAUCAACCCUGCUCGGAGCCUCGGGGCAGCGAUCAUCUACAACAAAGACCCUGCCUGGGAUGACCAGUGGAUUUUCUGGGUCGGACCAUUCAUCGGGGCGGCCCUAGCGGCUCUGUACCACCAGGUGGUGAUAAGGGCCAUCCCCUUCAAAUCCAGCUGAACGAAAGAGAAACGAGACGUGAUUCCGAACCGGGAAAAGUAAAGAACAUCAUGGGGAAAGGUCUGAUGGUCCCGGGGUCUCGGGAGAUGAUUAAAGCAUGGUCCGAGUUUUUGUGUUUUCGCUUCAGUGUUUUUUAGCCCUAGAAUUGGAAUAUCUCUCUCUCUCUCUCUCUCUAUCUGUGGCUUCUAGUCCGAGAGAAAAUGGUGUGGUGCGGAGGGCCCAUGAAUAUAUGAAGAUGAUGGGCUUUCGUACGUAUGGUUCUGUCGUCUUUGUCUAUGAAAAAGUUAAAAAUGAUUCGUCGAUAUGGAGAUGCAAUCCUUGAUUUUUCGCGCA